Anopheles coustani is the source of this 1182-nucleotide messenger RNA. RefSeq names its product techylectin-5A-like. Lineage: Eukaryota; Metazoa; Arthropoda; Insecta; Diptera; Culicidae. The record is from RefSeq and is a predicted model, not a curated record. The transcript has 4 exons. Bases 1 to 1182 code for a protein of 393 amino acids.
AUGUUGCUCAUCCCGUUGCAACACAGUCCAGUUCAAUACCCACCACAGAACGAUCCGGUUCUACCACCUGAGAACAUGCUGCUCAAGAUCGCGUUGUGUUUGGUCGGUUUGAUUUUAGCCCCAGCAGUGUUCGGUGCUGAAAGUUGUGAAAAACAAAAUGCAGUGAUUAUUUCCAAGCUGAGCAGUGAUGUGGCUUUUCUCGAGCAAGGAUUUUUGGAGCUGUCUGCGAGCACAAAAGAAAUGCUGUGGAGCACGAUGCGCAUGGAGAUGCGACUGAAUCAACUCAAGACAGAGCUGGAAUUGCUGAAAAAAUCCUCAACUUCAAGUACUGGUUCGACAUCAGAAACGAGCUCAGUUGCCUCUUCUUCUUCUUCUUCUUCGGCGGGAGUGACAACGUCUAACAGUGGCUCCCCAAGCAGUUGCAGUUUGGAAAAACUGCUUCAUGAUCAGUUCAAGAAUGUGCCCAUAGAGAUUAAAAUUAAUCAACCGAACAAGCACACUAGUAUUAACUCAACUGAGGCAACUAAUGAGGAUCCUGAGGCGCUACUUUCGGACGGCGAGCUAUCGACGUGUUCACAGGCCAAUAAAACGGGCAUCUAUCGGGUCAAGAUCAACGCUAACACUACAGAACGAGUGCUCUGCGAUGCAGAGUUUGAAAAAGGUGGUUGGGUUGUAAUACAGCAUCGAUUCAAUGGCUCGGUAGACUUCUACCGUAAAUGGACAGAGUAUGAAAAUGGCUUCGGAAUGCUUUCGGGAGAGUUUUGGUUGGGAAACGAAAAGAUCACAAAGCUCACCGCAGAGAAGCCUCGUGAGAUCGCAUUUGUGAUGGAAGAUUUUGACAAUGUCCAAGCAAUAGCAAAGUACAACGCGUUCCAGAUGGGCAAUAAGCUUGAAAAGUACAGUCUCAAAAGCUUAGGAUCCAUUAGCGGAAAUGUCGGUGACUCACUGUCCCGCAACGUGGGCUCCAAGUUCAGCACCCACGAUAUGGACAACGACAAAUCGUCCUCCCAUUGCGCCCAGCUGUAUCGUGGUGGAUGGUGGUACGACGAUUGCCAUCUGGCGAACCUGAACGGAAAAUACUUGAAAGGAUCAACCUCGGAGUAUGCGACAUCGAUGUGCUGGAGCUCGUUCAAGGGAUUUCAUUAUUCGCUUAAAACAUCUCGCAUCAUGGUGCGCUUCUGA